AUGGCUGCUCGGCUUCGUCAUGCCGGCCAAACUGACCGUAGCCGCGAGGAGGGCGAUUCCCAAGCAGGAGCAGGAGCAGGAGGGCGAGGACAGUCCGAGCCGGCUGGUCGUGUAUCGCCGACAGCCUUCACGAGUGCCCUCGAGAGUGUGAAGCGGCUAGAGCCCGGCUCGCCCUAUGUUCGUGUCCGCUCUCACUCGUUGGCACCUCACAGCAGACCUCGACCGAUCUCGCAGAGCUCUCCGCAGAGUAACCGCAACUCCGCCCCGCCCACCUCUGCCUGGUGGACGCCCGGCCUUCACGCGCUGACAGCAGACGACUCCAUGCUCCGUAUCGCCGAGACGACCAAGAUCCGGCCACAGGUCGACUCGAGCCACCUCCUCACGCCUCCACCGUCCUCUGCCCCAUUGCCUUCUGGCACAGUGUCAGCCCCAGUGACGCCGACGAAGACGGAUCUGCGCUCCUUCGGCGCCGGCGGCGGCUUCGUCCCGGGAACAGGGGGAUAUGCGGCGCGCGACGCGCUGGGCGCAGCUGCGAAAGAGGGAGGAGGAGCAGGCCCGUGUCCCGUGCACGGAUACAGCGUUGGCCGGCGACCGAGGCAGAGUCUCCCGGCCCUGCCGCCGCUGAGCUCGCGUGUCGGGCCGGGACCGAAAGGUGCUAUGAGCCCGAUGAGUCCGCUGAGUCCGACACCGGGCGCGAACAUGCAGCAACUUCAGGCGCAGCAGAUGCUCGGCUUGCGCGUCGACCUGGCCCCGAUGAGGCCGCACAGUCCCAUCCCCCCCACGAGCCCGACGACGCCUACCAUGCCCACGAAACCCGUGACGCCGACAACGCCCACGGGGCGCGCCUAUGCGCUGAACGAGGCGCCCGACUCGCCCGCAUCCGUCUCCACCGCAGCCACGGGAGAACGCCGGCCAAGGGUGCUGAACCAGAUGCCGAUCGAGCGCGGCAGCGUCUCGUACACGGACAACACGGCCACGACGGCGGCUCCGCGGCCAAUGUUGAGACCGUCGCUCGAGACACUGGAGCGCGCGGCAGCCUACGUCCUCCACAUGGAGCAGUACUACGAGUCGCUGACGAAUGGGGUCUGGGCCCUCGGCGUCGGAGGCGCGGAGGGCGGGCUGAGGCGGGAAAGGAAUCAUAAUGUCGACAUUAAGAGUUUCCAGCUCGGACGAGUCAUUGGGCAGGGCGCUUUCGGCGUUGUGCGGAUCGCGACGGAGAGGGCGAAGAAUCGUAUCGUUGCUAUCAAACAGCUGAGGAAGUCUGACCUGCUCAAGAUGGGCCAGGAGGGCCACGUCCGCGCCGAGAAAGACGUGCUCGCCGCCGCCUCCUCGUACGAAAGUACCUGGAUCCCGCGCCUCUUCUACACGUUCCAGGACCACGACCAUCUCUUCCUCGUCCUUGAGUUCAUGGGCGGCGGCGAUUUACUGUCACUUCUCAUCAACCGCGGCCGGUUACCUGAGGCCAUGGUGAAGUUCUAUGCCGCCGAGAUGGUGCUCGCGCUGCACCAGUGCCACGCCCUGGGCUACAUCCACCGCGACGUGAAGCCAGACAACUUCCUCUUCAACAAGGAGGGACACCUGCGCAUUGCCGACUUCGGCCUCGCGACCGACCUGCACUGGUCCCACGACAGCAGCUACUACGAAACACAGAGGCGGCAGAUGCUGAAACGCUUCGACUAUCCCGUCGGCCGGGCCGCGUUUGGGAACCGGAGGCGAAGUCGGCAGCAGCUCGGCAUAGGGCCGCAGGCGAUCAGCGACGCGAACCGCCGCUUCCAGCGCCGCCGCCGACAACUCGCGUACACCAUCUGCGGCACGAAUAGCUACAUGGCCCCAGAGGUCAUCAUGGGCACGGGGUACGGGUUCGGCGCAGACUGGUGGGGUCUCGGCGUCAUCGUGUACGAGGCAAUCUACGGCAGCGUGCCCUUCAGCGGGGAGAAUCGGCAUGUUGCGCGACAAAAGAUUCUCGACUGGCGCUCCUCCCUCGUGUUCCCGCGGGAACCACGGGUGUCGCCGCUGGCGAUAGACUUCAUGCGGCAGCUGAUGUGCGGCGCUGAGGACCGGCUGGGGUACUGCCGCAAACCUGGGCAGGAAGACGACGUGACUGGCCAGUUCUGGCCCCGUAUCCUGAGCUCAGUCUCGAGUCUGCAUCAGUGUGCGGCCGCUUUGCAGUGGAGAGUUGGAAGGGAAAGCACCCCCUUCACAGCAGCGGAGGAGAUGUUCCUCAAGAAGAAGGCGCGGCACAUCCACAACGACCUGCGCGCGCUCAGCGUGCGCAUCUCAUCCCUCAACUCUAGCUUUGACGGUAACCCUGCCGAUCGCAAACCGCCCCUCCGCCCCGUCACACCGGCGCACAUCAAUGUCCUCGAGGAGGAACAUUUCUCGGACGAGCCCGAGCCGCUGCCCUACGACAUUGCGAGCAGCAGCGAGGGAGGGGACCACAAGUUCCAGCCUCAUGCUAGAGCGUACGCAGAGCUCGUGGGAGACAACUCGGACAGGACAGACACGACCGAGACCGCUGCGACGGAGAGCUCGCAGUGGACGACAACUGAUGAUAUUCACGACUUAACGAACGAAAAGAAACAACUCCGCCACUCCAAACCCGUCGAAUCCCUCCGGGCGCACGUCAAGCAGUGGCCGUAG
This is a messenger RNA of Trichosporon asahii var. asahii CBS 2479, 2640 nucleotides long. RefSeq lists its product as uncharacterized. The record is from RefSeq and is a predicted model, not a curated record. Gene Ontology annotation, molecular function: protein serine/threonine kinase activity; ATP binding. The coding region runs from base 1 to 2640 and encodes 879 amino acids. Gene Ontology annotation, biological process: peptidyl-serine phosphorylation; intracellular signal transduction. The transcript is spliced from 6 exons. Lineage: Eukaryota; Fungi; Basidiomycota; Tremellomycetes; Trichosporonales; Trichosporonaceae.